AUGCGUGGUAUUUUGCAAUGGAAAGAGCGAGAUGGUGCUCGCCCGGCAACUGCAACCGUGGCAGGCAUUGAUUGCCAUGGCGAAGAGAGCACAUCUGCAUCGGAUGCCUUUGAGCCUAUUGGCACUUACCACCUAUUCCCAUCCGAUGUCAUGACGAAACAAAUUUGUAUAUAUCCGGAAAUACCUAAACCUUACAUCUUCGGUCGUCUCUCACUCGAGUUGAAAUUCGAAAUAUUCUCAUAUUUAACCUUUGACGGACCCAAUUCCAUAUGCUCCCACGGUCGUAUUGGCGAAGCCUGGUUUCUCCUGGGUCAGGAAGCCGACUUCCUUUUCCUGAAUGUUACGGACAGGAAGGACUGGUAUCUGCUUUUCUUUGGGACCAGGGCAUCCCUCGUGGCAUAUACCAUGUUGACGGUCAAGUGGGAGAAAAUCCGGGGUCAGAAUUUCUUCGGGAUCAGGGAAACCCUCAUAAAACAGACCCUGUCGUUAAUCAACCGGAAGAAAAUCCGGCAAUUGCUGGAACCAAUUGCUACUAUUGUGAGCCUAGAGCCUGUUUUGAGAAAUGGUCCAUAUGGAUCUGCUGGCCACCCCCGUAAAGAAAAGGCGAAUAUCAUCAGCUGA
Penicillium concentricum is the source of this 621-nucleotide messenger RNA. RefSeq lists its product as uncharacterized. Bases 1 to 621 code for a protein of 206 amino acids. The record is from RefSeq and is a predicted model, not a curated record. Lineage: Eukaryota; Fungi; Ascomycota; Eurotiomycetes; Eurotiales; Aspergillaceae. The transcript has 2 exons.